Messenger RNA from Dichomitus squalens LYAD-421 SS1, 693 nucleotides. RefSeq lists its product as uncharacterized. The coding region runs from base 9 to 587 and encodes 192 amino acids. The transcript is spliced from 3 exons. The record is from RefSeq and is a predicted model, not a curated record. Lineage: Eukaryota; Fungi; Basidiomycota; Agaricomycetes; Polyporales; Polyporaceae.
GCAUUGCCAUGUCCUCGGUAACGGCUCAGCUGCAAGCACUUUCGCUCGAGGAGACCCCAACCACCACUGCCCAACCACGGCAUCCGUUAAAGGAUGCAGAGGUCGACGACGCUGACGUGCAGAAAAAGACCACGCGCCUUCGUACACGCCGCGGUCCUCGCCGAGUUAGUCCUUAUCCAUUACCUCCGCUCGAGGAGUGCCUCCAGGCCAAGAGGCGCGGAAUGUGCAUGUGCUUUGGCUUCUACGCCGGCCGAGGUGCUCUCCAGAAGGCGAUGAUUUCCCGCUUCCCCGACCAGCUCAAAGGCAGAGAUCCAUAUAACAUAACCUUGCUCUGGCCGACCGUGUUGUAUCUUCGCAGGAUUACUGGAUGCGCAGAAAUCGAUCUCCAUGCCGGGAUUGUUUCCCAGCGAGUAAAGGAUCAGAUUUCUUCGAUCGAGGACGAUGUCGGCACCUCCGUCUUGAUCCUCGGUUUAUUCACGCUGGAAUUGGAGACAUAUGAAAGAAGGAUCACACAGGAAGGUGCUGAUGAAAUCAGCCGACUUGUUGGGAUGCCCCCAACGUGGUGGGGGGCGCAACUGCUUGUUUGAGAGGGGAACCGAUCUGUAGUGUGCGCUCUGCUGGGAUUUCCUCUAUGACCGUGUCCGUUCUCAUCAUCGUGUUGCUACUCUCCUCUCACCUAUCGCAAUGGCAUAC